GUUAUAGACGUCAUUGCUCGCGUUGUGCAAAAAUGGUACUGUACGAACGUUAACAUGCAUGGCAGAUAUUUUAGGCCUCCGAGGGCACUAGGUGAUUGAGUAGUUUAGGUUUAUAAAUAUCGUAGAAAACAAAUUGAAACUUGCUGAUUUUCGUUAUGUCUUUGAGCUACAGUAGCGAUCCCUCUCCGUCUUCUGCCACUGCUUGUGAUCCUGGUGUCGUAAUUCCUAGGGUGGGGACUCUUAUUCCUAAUAGGAUAUUUGUUGGAGGAAUAUCACCAAAUACAAUAGAAGAAGAUCUACGAGACUUAUUUUCCAAAUAUGGCAGUGUGAAAUUUGCAAAGGUCAUCGUUGAUCGUGCUGGAGUUUCCAAAGGGUAUGGUUUUGUGACAUUUGAAACUGAAGAAGAAGCUAAACAAGUCCAGAAAGAGGCUGAGAACAUAGUGUUAAAGGACAGAAAAUUAAACAUAGCACCAGCAGUAAAAAAACAGCCCCUCGCGAGAGCCUAUGAUGCUCCACUCGUAUCAAAUGGACCCAUCAUCUUAUACCAUAAUGGAAUUCCAUAUGUUUACCAGAAUCCUGGCCCCUUUUCACUCGCAUCUGACAACCCUUAUCACUUUCAACAGUCUCAGGUUACCUACCCCAUGCUCUACUCACAACCAGCUUAUCUACCUCAACAAUAUCAGUACCAUAUGACGUCCGGGGUUCCAGCACACUUUAUGUACCCAUCGGCUAGUGCAAAUCCACCAGAUGGUGCUUCUGCACCCAAUACUGAGAUGUACCAAUAUGUUACUGUUCCUGUUUCCAGUGCUGUACCAAUAACGCCAGCUUACGUGACAAAUCAGACAGCCAUGCCUGCUCCCAUACAUAUUUUGGAACACACAGAAGACACAUUGUUGGGAACAGCAGGAGAGGAGAGCCGAGUACCCAACUCCUCUAGACCAACCACUGUUGUUUGCGGAAGUCACUCCAACGUUAUUUCAUGUGCAAGAGUUCCAUGUUGUGUCAGCAACAACACAAUGAUUCAUGGUGCCGGAGAUGCAAGGGGAUUCAUGCUUACCGAGAACCGUUACCAUCAGCCUCAGCUCCUCCCUAAGAAAGUCAAUGGCGUCACCGUUAUGGCUUAUUCAACACCAGUUGUCCAUACAAAUUCUACCUCAUUUUCCAAGAUCUCCACUGGAGCUGUUGGUAACAGUUUAAGUAAUGGUAAUGUUGCCAGCAGUGUUACCACCGAAGUUCUUACUCCUCCUGCUACUCCUGUCACUCCAGCAAAUCGGAAUGUAAGCAAAAUUAGUGCCAUCGUGCAGGAAAUGACCAACCAGCUGCAGACCUUUAAGUUAUAAAAUAGACUCAAGCUUUGUAAAACUAAAAUUCUAUUUUUAAAUUAAGAACUGUUGUAUAUUCCAAAUGUAUUUUCUAGUCUUAACGAAAGCUGCCAAAAAAAGUUUUUUUUGUUUUUUUUUAACUAGUUGAUCAAUUUCUUUUAAACUAUGCAUAAAAAAGGAAUCUUUACAGGCAUUUAAUAUAAUUAGUAUGGACCGUGGUCGUUUUCUCAAUAAUAUAAACGAGUGUAUAUAUUUAUAUAAGUUGAUAUAAUUCUCAUGCCAAUUAAUGAACCUUUUUUUUUAUAUAUAUAAAACAAAUUGCUUUAGAUUUAAAAACAAAAAAUAAUUCUGUAAUUUUACAAAGUUAAUGUCAAGGUAGUUUUUGCAUUCCAUCUUACAGGAGUUAAACUGUUCAAAAGAUUUGUUACGUUUGUUUAGCUUCAAAGAAUUGAUGGUAUAUAUA
This is a messenger RNA of Limulus polyphemus (Atlantic horseshoe crab), 1785 nucleotides long. Its product is annotated as protein boule-like. The record is from RefSeq and is a predicted model, not a curated record. Bases 156 to 1340 code for a protein of 394 amino acids. NCBI's taxonomy places the organism in Eukaryota, Metazoa, Arthropoda, Merostomata, Xiphosura, Limulidae. Gene Ontology annotation, molecular function: RNA binding. The transcript has 10 exons.